This is a messenger RNA of Mus pahari (shrew mouse), 1984 nucleotides long. RefSeq names its product keratin 25 (gene Krt25). The record is from RefSeq and is a predicted model, not a curated record. The transcript is spliced from 8 exons. Gene Ontology annotation, molecular function: structural molecule activity. Lineage: Eukaryota; Metazoa; Chordata; Mammalia; Rodentia; Muridae. Gene Ontology annotation, biological process: intermediate filament organization; hair follicle morphogenesis. Bases 55 to 1395 code for a protein of 446 amino acids.
CACUCUAUUCUGACUUUCAAGAACACAGUUCCGCGACACGCUUGCCCUGAGAUCAUGUCUCUUCGCCUUUCCAGUGGAUCCAGGAGGUCCUAUGCUCGCCCCAGCACAGGAUCGCUCAGGGGAGCCAGCUUCGGAGCUGGAAAUGCUUGUGGUGUGGCAGGCAUUGGAAGUGGCUUCUCCUGCGCCUUUGGGGGCAGCUCCACAGGAGGAAACACGGGGGUGGCCAACUCCUGUGCUGGCUUCACUGUGAAUGAGGGGGGUCUCCUCUCCGGCAAUGAGAAAGUGACCAUGCAGAACCUCAACGACCGCCUGGCCUCCUACCUGGAUAACGUGCAAGCACUGCAGGAAGCCAACGCUGACCUGGAGCAGAAGAUCAAGGGCUGGUAUGAAAAAUUUGGACCUGGGUCGUGCCGCGGUCUCGAUCAUGACUACAGUAGAUACUUCCCCAUCAUUGACGAUCUUAAAAAUCAGAUCAUCACCUCCACCACCAGCAACGCCAACGCUGUUCUGCAGAUUGACAAUGCCAGGCUCACGGCUGAUGACUUCAGACUCAAGUACGAAAAUGAGCUGGCUCUCCACCAGAGCGUAGAGGCUGAUGUCAACGGGCUGCGCAGGGUUCUGGAUGAGAUCACCCUGUGCCGCACUGACCUGGAGAUUCAGUACGAAACCCUGAGCGAGGAGCUGACUUACCUCAAGAAGAACCACAAAGAGGAAAUGCAGGCUCUGCAGUGCGCAGCUGGAGGCAACGUGAACGUGGAGAUGAAUGCAGCCCCAGGUGUGGACCUCACCGUCCUGCUGAAUAACAUGAGAGCUGAGUACGAGGCCCUGGCUGAGCAGAACCGCAGGGACGCUGAAGCCUGGUUCCAAGAGAAGAGUGCUUCGCUGCAGCAGCAGAUCACCGAGGACGUGGGCGCUACCACUUCAGCCAGGAAUGAGCUGACCGAAAUGAAGCGCACACUCCAAACCCUGGAGAUUGAACUGCAGUCUCUCCUGGCCACGAAACACUCGCUGGAGUGCUCCCUGACGGAGACCGAGGGCAACUACUGCACGCAGCUGGCUCAGAUCCAGGCUCAGAUCAGCGCCCUGGAGGAGCAGCUGCACCAGGUGAGGACGGAGACCGAGGGCCAGAAGCUGGAAUAUGAGCAGCUGCUGAACGUCAAGGCCCACCUGGAGAAGGAGAUCGAGACCUACUGCCUCCUCAUAGGAGGAGAUGAAGGGGCCUGUAAGUCUUCGAGUUACAAGUCUAAAGAUUAUGGAUCUGGAAACGCCGGAACCCAAAUCAAAGAUUCAGCCAAAGCCAUCGUGGUUAAGAAAGUUCUAGAGGAGGUGGAUCAGCGCAGCAAGAUACUUACCACUAGGCUCCACUCCCUGGAAGAGAAAUCUCAAAGCAAUUAGCAAAGAUCAGAAGCGAAAGAAGAAGAAGAGCUUCAGAGAAGACAAGGCGUGAAAUGUGUCUGGGAAAUGAGCAAGCCUGUGGGAAAAAAAUGUCUGUCCUGUUGUCUUCUGUUCCUUUCUCCUUCUGAGCCAGCAGCAGCAGAACUCCCCAUCCGUCUGGAGGGAUGUCACUUGCAAACGUGAGGGCUCACCUGAUUACCCUACAGCCAUCUGUCAGCAUUUCUUUGCAGUCAAUAAACCUUCCUUGAGCAACUUAUCUCUAGUGACUGCCACGGUCUUGUCUUUGGAAGGUCCGUGGCUGUGCUGCAGACUGUGGACGCGUAGCAACUUUGGAUUGGUGUGAAGUUUACACACUAAUUAGGAGGUCUUCCCCCUCGGGUUUUCACAAGGAUUUCUAGACAAGGUCAGGGAGAAUAAAAGUACUUCCAACUGACACUUUGACAGGAGAAACCUAUUUCCUGUCACCAUUCAUAAAUGUGUGCCUGACGCAUUCUUCAUCUGCAAGUGGGAAUAAAGAAAGCAUUUGUAUUGAAGUGAGGUAGACAUCCAAUAAUAGUAAUAGAGUAAUGAAAUACUAACUUUACUUCAA